CAUUGAUGACUUGAACAAAUGGGCCCUCUAUCUUGUUUCUCCUCUCAUACUUGAAGCCGAACACAUAGCAUUUGUGACAGAGAGCGUUUGGGUGCAGGGGGAGAAUCUGCAGAGGCCGUCUUCCCCUACAGAAACCAUUGUGAGGUGGUCAGACUGUUGUUUGCCGUUAGCUUGCAGACCUGGGGACCCUUACCAGUUAAUCGCCAAAGCGAGCGUGGAUGACUUCAGCAAGCUGGGGGUGGCGUUCAUGGAAGACAGACUCCAGAUGGCUAACGGGUUGAUACCCCAAAAGAUUGUUUCGGUGCACCUGCAGGACUCCACUCUGCAGGAGCUGAAGGACCAGGCCGCGACCAAGCCAUCCCGCAGCCCGCAGCCGAGCCCCGGACCUGCUGUCCAGGGCGAGCCUGAGCCGGGCGUCAUGGAGCACGUCGGCAAAGAUGACCCGGCGGUCCUCGGUGCAGAACCCACCCCAGGGCGAGGCGGCGCCCCCGGGAACGAGGCCGCUGGCGAGAGCGACAGAGGAGAGGCCUGCACCGAGCUCUGCGGCCUCCACCUGUCCAGCUGCCACGAGUGUUUGGAGCUGGAGAACAGCACCAUCGAGUCCAUCAGGUUUGCAUCUGCAGAAGACAUUCCCGAUCUUCCCUACGACGCCAGCGGCGGCGGGGAGGGUGCGGCUGAGGCCACCUGCCCCGAGAGAGAAGGGAGGAGAGCCAACCUCACGGGGAAGGCGCCCAACAUCCUCUUCUACGUGGGCUCUGACUCCCAGGAGGCCCUGGACCGGCUGCAGCAGGUCCGGGCCGUUCUGGCUGACUGCGUGGACCCCGACAGCUACACGCUCUACCACCUGCCGGAGGAGCGCGCGCUCCGAGACCCGUGGCCAGACAACUGUCUGCUGUUGGUCGUCGCCACCAGGGAGCCUAUUCCCGCAGACGUGCAGCAGAGGUUCCUGGCCUACCUCUCCCAGGGCGGGAAGGUGCUGGGCCUGUCUUCGUCCUUCACGUUGGCCGGCUGCCGGCUGACCGGCAAGGACGCGCUGCAGGAGACGGUCCAGAGCCUGGUCUUCUCCAAGGCCGACCAGAGCCAGGUGACGCUCAGCGUCCUGAGCAGCGGCUGCGUCUAUGAGCAGGAACCCGGGGAGCCGCUCCGCCCGGGCCAGCUCCAGGGCCGCCUGGAGAACGCGGACCAGGACAGGCUGAUUGUGCAAGUGCCUUUUGGAGCGCGCGGAGGAGAGGCCGUGCUUUGCCAGGUGCACCUGGAACUACCUCCCAGCUCUGCAGUCGUGCAGACUGAAGGAGACUUCAACCUGCUCACGUCCAGCAACCCGAGGAGGUGCGAAGUCCUGAAGGAGAUCCUGACCACCCUCGGCCUCAGCUGUGACGUGCAGCACGUUCCUGCCUUAACGCCCCUUCACCUGCUGCUGGCGGCGGAGGAAGUCCGGGACCCUCUCCUGCGGUGGCUGGAGAGACGUGUGGAUGCUGGAGGAGUGAUAAAAUCCAGCCAGCUCUCCCUCACCUUUGUCCCAUCCUACUCGCCUGAAAUGGAGGUCACCCCAGCGGCUCUCCCCGUGGUGACCGACGCGACGGCCUUCUCGUCCGCACAUUUUGACUUGGAGAUCUACCGGCAAAACUUGCAGACAAAGCAACUGGGGAAAGUAAUUCUGUUCGCUGAAGUGACGUCCUCCACCAUGAAUCUUCUGGACGGGUUGAUGUUUGAGAUGCCGCAGGAAAUGGGUUUAAUAGCCAUCGCAGGCCGCCAGACACAGGGCAAAGGGCGAGGAGGGAACGCGUGGCUGAGCCCCGCAGGAUGCGCUCUUUCCACGCUGCUGGUCUCCGUCCCACUGAGGUCCCCGCUGGGACAGAGGAUCCCGUUCGUCCAGCACCUGAUGUCCCUGGCUGUGGUGGAGGCGGUCCGGUCCAUCCCCGGGUACCAGGACAUCAACCUUCGGGUGAAGUGGCCCAACGACAUUUACUACAGUGACCUCAUGAAGCUCGGCGGAGUUCUGGUUAACUCGACGCUUGUGGGAGAAACGUUUUACAUUCUUAUUGGCUGUGGAUUUAACGUGACUAACAGCAACCCCACCAUAUGCAUCAACGACCUCAUCACAGAAUACAAUAAGAAGCACGGGGCGGACCUGGCGCCCCUGAGAGCUGAUUGUCUCAUCGCCAGAACGGUGACGGCGCUGGAGGGCCUGAUUGACACAUUUCAGGACGCAGGGCCCAGCGGGGUUCUCCCCCUUUAUUACAAGUACUGGGCACACAGUGCCCAGCGAAUCCGCCUGGGGAGCGCCGAGGGGCCAGAGGCGUGGAUCGUCGGCCUGGAUGACUCCGGGUUCCUCCAGGUUCACCAGGAGGGUGGCCAGGUGGUGACUGUGCAUCCGGACGGCAACUCCUUCGACAUGCUCCGCAACCUCAUCGUCCCCAAGCAGCGGUAGUGCCGUGGGAAGGCGGCCGGGGGCGCGCAGAGCGGCCUGGCGCUGGGACCACUCAGGACUGGCCCCGGGCGUGGCCACCGCAGCAAGCAUUCCAGUUCGGGCCUGCUCUUUCCUUGCCCACAAAUCUAGAACGCUAGCUUAGAGGUGUGGGCGAACGUCCUCUCCCUCCGGUUAACCUGUUAGUCCUUGAAUUUUGUUCUGUCAGUUAUUUCCUCUGGUGAUGGGAGAAGAUGGGGAGGGGGAGGGGAGGGUUGCCGCGAGGGAAAGGUUUAGUUCAGGUAAAGCCCUACCAAAGGUGUGACAUUGUCCCUCCUCUGAGGCCUGGACGUGUGUUUAUUGCAACCCCCCAAAUAUUUUUACCUGGAAACCAUAAUGGAAUAAUUCAAACCUUUCCCAGCGGUGGAGACCUUUCCCCCUCGACUAUUAAAAGGCAAAUCAGAGACAGCUCUGGGCUGCGCAUUGGUAGCGGAGGUGCAGCAGCUGUUUACAGCCCCGGCGGCUUCCUGCGGGGCAGACUGGCACUCCGGCAGCGGCGUCACUUUUGUGUUAAUGAAGAGACCGGCGGUUGGAGGUCCAAUGGCAGGGUCUGGUGGCCACAGAGGCACGUCAGCUGGGCUGGCUGCGAUGAUGAUCGUGCAGAGGAAAUUGGUUAAUUACUCUGACUGGUUUCUGAGCUCUCCUUUCAGAGCUUUAAUUUCACUGCGUAUUCUGAAGUGAUGGGAUCAGGGUCAGGGCCCUUCAGGGCUGAUGAGGCCUUGCCCAGAUGUGGGUACGCCCGAACUGACGGCUGGGGAUGGAGGCUCGCGCUGGCAGGGAGGCCUGGGAGCUUUGGAGCCCGUGGAGGCGGCUUUGGAACGUUCUAGUGAGACUGCUCACAGGACACAGAAGCACGUGGCCUGGUAUUUGUCAAUCAUUAUUUUUUGCCCCUUCUGAUAUCGACAAGAAAGAAAAUGUGAUUGAUUUGGAAUGCCAUCAUUUAAGGUUGUGUGUGUGUGUGUGUGGGGGGGGGGUGAGUGCACUCUUUAAACUAUCUUCAAAAUCUGAUAUACUAAGUCUCCACUGAAGAACAAAAGAAAGGAAGCCUUUUGAUAUCCAUUGCUGUUUCCAGAUGUACUCCACGCUUUUUCCAUGUAACUGCUAUCUCUGUUGAAUGUGUGAAUCAUGCAUAUUACUUUUCAGCCUUAAAAGGCCGAUUUUUGCCCACUUUUCUCUCUUCCUGCCAGUCCCAAGUGAAAUUAGCGGAAAGAAAACUGGUGGCGCGCUGAGCUUUGAACAAAACCGCCUGAUUGUGCAGCCAGCACCAUCUUCACCCGCCCUCAGCCGGUCAGGCUGGAGGAGGAGAUCAGGGCGCCCUCGGCCAGGCACGGGCAGCCCCGCAGGAAGGGAGCAAACGAAUGUUCAGUACACCCGCCCAGUAUGUGUUUUUUGGAAAUGUAACUUUUUAAAAAGAAGUUCAAAAGUAAUUUUUGCAACCAAGACUUCAGUUAGAAUUACUACCCCCGCCCCCAAAGGUCCCUCUCUUCUAAAUGCCCGUCUUCUUUUGGAGUUAGUCCCAAGCGUAAAUAGACGUUCACCCCACCCCAACACUACGAAACGGACUCGCCCUUGAGAGGGGUCUGCAAAGCAUCACCAAGAAGAGCGAUCUCGGGUGCAUUCGGCGCAGACUUGGUAACAGAAGGCAGGUCAUCUCUCAGAGCCGCCGUCAUGACUUGCCCGUUUCUUUGGGGGGUUAUUUAAUGAAAAACAUGCUAUGUUUUGUUUUAAGCCUAAGUUCUAUUCUGGACAGCUCUGCAUUGGGGGAAAAAUGUUAUCAUUUAAUUUCCUUUCUGUAAAUUAAAACUAAUGAAGUGUGGCCAUGUCGGAGCAGAGGGAGCUGCGGGCGGCCGGCCCGUGUGUGCGAGGCUGCGCUUGCUUGUGCCCCGUCCCGUGUCUUCAGGGAGACAAAGUGGACUUGAAGCAGAUGCUGAGCUUUUCCCAAAGCCGAUUCUGCCCCAGAUGAACCAAAGACUUUUUGAAAUUCUGCUUCGCGUAGAGCAGCUGCAUACAGACAUUUCCUUAGAGCUGUCAGCACCAGGGGACCCCCCCCUCCUCCAUGUGGGGUGACCAUGCACCCGGCAGUCUCAUCCCAAGGAGCUUUUCAAGUCUUAACAGAAAUUACGUGGUCUUCAGCCUCUGAAACAGGACACUGAACUCAGGGUUGGUGUGUGCGUUUAGGACAUGGAGUGGUCCCCCAGUGUGGAGGCUGCGCUUGAGCAUCGGACAGGUUAUGAGCUUAAAGCAGGUUUGGGGGACACUUUUAAAAGUGCCUGCUAACAUAGGAUCCGCCAGAGCUGGGCUUCCUGUGGCCCAUGGAGCAGGGGAUGAGGAAAGCCACUCCUGGAGGACUUCCGGAGCCGGCUGGGCAGCCUGGCUGCAUGCACAGGGCGUGGGCUAAGUGGGAAGGAUUUGUGUCUGGUGUGAAACAGUCCUGGGGUUCAUGACUGCAGCACCCUCACUUGUGACCAGACAGAGAGGUAGAGGCACAGGCUCAGGUUGGGUAGCACACCCCGCCCCCACAUACACCCCAGAGUCUGAAAACCUGGAGAAGCCAGCCUCACCCAGCAGAUUGAGAAUGCAAUGAGACAUUUUAGGCUGACAGUCUGUAGACCCGACCCGUUUGCUGCCAACAGACAGAAAAUGGAGAAUCUUUAUUCCUGGGUAAUUGCUAUGCAUAUUCGAAAUAAAAGGAAGUGGUGAUCUUUGCAUUUUUAGCUUUUCAAAGAAUCGUGUCUGAAAAGUAAUUACUUUAAGCCGAUGCCUAUAAAACACACGUCUACCAAAAUAAACUUUAAGACUUUCU
This is a messenger RNA of Myotis davidii, 5270 nucleotides long. RefSeq names its product holocarboxylase synthetase (gene HLCS). The coding region runs from base 248 to 2431 and encodes 727 amino acids. Gene Ontology annotation, biological process: protein modification process. The record is from RefSeq and is a predicted model, not a curated record. The transcript has 10 exons. NCBI's taxonomy places the organism in Eukaryota, Metazoa, Chordata, Mammalia, Chiroptera, Vespertilionidae. Gene Ontology annotation, cellular component: cytoplasm. Gene Ontology annotation, molecular function: biotin--[biotin carboxyl-carrier protein] ligase activity.